CGCUGCCAGCGCUGAGUGGACUUUUCCAGUGCGGUGGAUGUCAAAACAAAAAGGGAGACGAAAAAAGUGAACUCAUCAAUGGUGAAAAUUGUUCUGUUGUUCUCUUUUGCCAAAUAAAACGUAAAAAUUCUCCGUAAACUGUUUCGAAGGAAGUCCAAAUCGAAAAAGCGACGCAUGGAGUCAAACCUUGAGAAAGUGCUGAAUCCCAAUCGAAGUCUGUGCGGUCAGCUGUACAAAUACACCAAUGUCGUGAAGGGCUGGCAGUAUCGAUGGUUCACCGUGGACGCCCAGGCUGGCACGCUGAGCUACUAUUUGUGCGACACAUCGACAUUGAGUGACGACACGAAUCCCCACAACGUCGGGACGGCCGUGACGCCCAAGAACCAGACGCCCCGAGGACAGGUGCACCUGGCGUGUGCCGUCGUGUGCCCCAGCGUCGAGGAUUCGCGCACGUUCACAAUCAGCUGCGCGUCCGGCGACACGCUGAAGCUGCGCGCCUCGGACGCCCGCGCGCGCCAGGAGUGGGUGGACGGACUGCGUGCCAUCACGGAGAGCCACACGCUCGCGAUCGCCAACGAUUCGCUGCCGGCGCGCGAGCACCUGGCGGCGUCUGACGCAAUGGGGGCGGCGCGCCAGCAGCUGCAGGCCACGGAGCUGUGCAACGCUACGCUGGCGCGCACCAUCGAGGCCGUGUCGGCGCCACUCAACCACACGGACCCGGAUCUGCUCACGCUGAAGGCGCUGUCGGCCGCCAACACGCAAUGUCUGAUCCAGUGCCUCAACCUGCUGCAGCGCUACACGGAGAUCCAGGCGGACGCGCGCUCCGAGGCGGCCUUCUAGCCGCCGGCGCGCUGACCGGCCCCCCUCGAAUCGACGCCCCCUCUGUCCGGGCACACGGCUUCGCAGCGACGCACAAUCGCGCGGGACGAGCGCCCCCUCCCAGUCGCCCUCCGCUUGGCGUCCGGCGCAACGAGCAGUGUGCAAUUCCUUCUCAACACAUUUCCAUUUGAGUCUAAUAAAAGGUAUUGAUUUGCA
This is a messenger RNA of Phlebotomus argentipes, 1035 nucleotides long. RefSeq names its product oxysterol-binding protein-related protein 11. Lineage: Eukaryota; Metazoa; Arthropoda; Insecta; Diptera; Psychodidae. The record is from RefSeq and is a predicted model, not a curated record. The transcript has 3 exons. Bases 175 to 840 code for a protein of 221 amino acids.